This is a messenger RNA of Camelina sativa (false flax), 2693 nucleotides long. The record is from RefSeq and is a predicted model, not a curated record. NCBI's taxonomy places the organism in Eukaryota, Viridiplantae, Streptophyta, Magnoliopsida, Brassicales, Brassicaceae.
UUGUGACAAUAUAAUCAAAAUCUAAACUUUACAACUCUAUUGCAAUUUAUGACAAAAAGUUAUUGUGAGAAUUUAUGCUCUCUCAAACUCAUUAUUCAGACUCGGCCACAAAAGAGGUAAUGGAACUAAUAAAGAACUAUAAACCGAAUGAUACAAAACAACAACCAAAAUGUACGAGUUCAAUCAAUAAAAAAACCCUAUGUCUCCCCAGAAUCUAAUUUCGAAUAUACUAUAUAUAUGUUCAUGCUCUUAGUUUGAAUAAAUCUUGUGCAUGAAUUUUAUCUCUCUAAUUCUAGCUAGCAACUUUGAGAUUAAAUAGAAAGAAAACAAGGUGACUAGAACAUGACGACGAGUUGUUGAGUAAAGAUGGGGGUCCUAAUUAAUUAUAUUAGCUACAAUUAAUGAAAAUGAGAUUAUAAGACAAAUAAUUCUAACUGAUGAAACUUUUAAAAAUGACUAAACAAAAACUAUACCAUGAAAUUAACACACCGAAACAAAAAAGAUGGUCGAGGUUUGUCAACAACUUGCUAUUUUAGUAAUUAGUAAAUUUACAAUUAUGGAGUGGAAUAUUAUUACUAUGAGACUUAAACUAAACUUUAUUUCAAAACAGAAUCAAGUGAUAAUUGGUCCAUGUCUCCUCCCUCUCUCGGAAACUGGGGCUUUUUAUGUUUUUUAUACUAUAUGGUGCGCAUUGAACAAAGAGAGUAAAUAGCGAGUGCUUUUAUUGGGGUUCUCACUAAAUUACAUAGCCAAAUCACUUUUUUCCAAAUAUGGAUUGGUUUGUCUCCAAAAGUGAAUUUUCCAUUUUUGGUAAAUUUACCAUAUUACUAUUCCACAAACGGCACGACAGCUUCAUCCACCAAAUUAAAACGACACGAGUUCUGUUUUCUUAAAAAAAAAACAGUAGACACGUGAUUCUUAGAGGAUGAUGGGUGACUAAAAAAGAGAGCCAAUAGCUGGCGGCCCACUUGCACAUAAAUAGCCCAUCAAAGGCUAACCGACUAAACAUUUUCGAAAAUAAAAACAAUCAGAAAAACAAACAAACCGGAGAAAUGAACUUUGGACGAACGAAAGAUUCUCUUAAAUUUACCGGUAGAGAGAGGAGAAGUCAUUCAGGGAAAAAUCAACAUCAGCAGAGCUCUGGAGCGUGUUCCGUGUUCGUUGCAAUUGAAAUUGAAAAUUGAAGCUUCAAGAUUCAUUGUAGAUCUCUCGUUGUUGUUACUCGUCGCUUUGGUCUCCUUCCGAUUGGUCCGUUGUUAUUUUUUUUUUUUUCGUUCUGGAGUUGAGAUCACUCUAAGCUUUUCUGCUGGGUGUAUCUUGUUAUAGCUGGCACCAGUUUCUGCUUUAUCUUUCCGUGGUUAUUGAUUUUGAUAUGAAUGUGGUGUAGUAUUGUAAAGGAUCGAAUAAGAAUGAGUUCAACUGUUUCGAAUCCCCAAGGGGUUCUGCAACCGGGUGGUUAUGGUGGUCAUGACUCCAGAAGUAACAGCACUUCUGGCUCUUUUGUGGGUCCGGAUUCAGAAUCUAAUGAAAACGAAGAAGCGGAGUUGGUUUCUGUCUCUUGGAACCAGGAUUCAAGUUGUUUUGCUGCUGGAACAAGUCAUGGUUUUCGUAUUUAUAACUGUGAGCCUUUCAAGGAAACUUUUAGGCGUGAGCUGAAGAAUGGCGGGUUUAAAAUUGUGGAGAUGCUUUUCCGAAGCAAUAUAUUGGCGCUUGUUGGUGGUGGACCUAAGUCUCAGUACCCUUCAAACAAAGUACUGAUUUGGGAUGAUCAUCAGAGCCGCUGCAUCAGUGAAUUUGCAUUUCGGUCUGAGAUUCGUUCGGUGAAACUAAGAAGGGAUCGGAUCGUUGUUGUUCUUGAACAUAAGAUAUAUGUUUACAAUUUUAUGGACCUAAGACUUCUUCAUCAGAUUGAAACUCAAGCAAAUCCAAGAGGUUUAUGUUGCCUUUCUCAUCAUUCAAAUACAUCUGUGCUGGCUUGCCCUGGUCUUCAUCGAGGAGAGAUUCGAGUUGAACAUUUUGGGCUUAACAUGGUGCAAAUCAUAAAUGCUCAUGAUUCCAGUAUUGCGUGCAUGACCUUGACAUUGGAUGGUUUGUUGCUCGCUACUGCCAGUACAAAGGGCACGCUGAUUAGAAUCUUCAAUACCAUGGACGGAACUCGUUUGCAAGAGGUACGAAGAGGAGUGGACAGAGCAGAUAUUUAUAGCAUUGCACUUUCACCAAACGUGCAGUGGCUGGCAGUAUCAAGCGACAAGGGGACUGUUCACAUUUUCUCUCUUAGAGUUAGGGUAGUUGGGGAGGAUUCUCAUUCCACUGAAAAUGCUGCUCUCCUGACACAACAAACUUAUUCUAAUUCUCUGCAAGGCCUUGUUUCUCCAACCACUGAGUUGCUUUUGGAACAAAGGAAGACACCAAAUCAUUGUUGAUUCUUUUCUCAUGACACAGCCAAGAAAAGGUUAUUUGUAUCCUAAAAACUAAUGGAGUGGGAACAAUGACUAUGCAGUAGUUCUAAGUCCAUAGAUAUAUUCCCUUCAUAGUAGCAUAUUGCUUAGAUUAUGAAUUACCGUUGACAUUAUUCUGUCUUCUAUUUAUGAUCUCUCCCAUUAAUGUAGAGUUGGGAAGACUAGUGUUUGGAGUGCUACUGUGAAACCUUACAAUUCAUUGCCUCCUCCUUACCUAACAUAUAGAGACUCUUG